AGGGACAGAAGGACAUCCUAGAGCCUCGCGGUUUAUCAUCGCUGCUUUAAUGAGCAGUUUGGGACAUGAAGUGAUGAAUUAUUGAAGCUGUCGCUCAGAGGAAAGAUUCAGUUUUGUUCUACAGCGGAGGGAAGAUGCUCCGCGCACGCGCCCAAUGUUGACGUUUAAACGUUUUAUUGUUGGGAUGUUUAAGCCGAGUGUUGAACUGCAACCUGCUCGCUGAUGUUUGUGGUUUCUGUUGGUGUUUCAGAGGGACGGUGGCCUGUUGGGCUCAUGUUAUUGUUAGCUGUGGAGAGCAGCUAUGAGGCUAGCUGUAGCCGCUAAGGCAGCGCUCUGCAGCUGAUCCAGGAUCAGGUCCACAUCAUGUAGACAAUCAUCCGCUGAGCAUCUGGGUCACAGACAGACAGACGGACGGACGCGGCUAAGCUAAGCACCGAUGCUAACCGAUCGGCUGAUGUAGGACAUCCCGCCGCUCAUCUCUGAUUCACACCUGAAGGAAACAUCGGAUCAGCUGCCAUGACCCAUCAGUGAGGCAAGGAGCGGACUCCUUCCUCCUCCUGUGAGGAGAGCAGAUCCAGGGUCGGGUCUCCCCGCCCUGUCACCAUGGAAACGGUGGGAGACUUUGAGUACAGCAGGAAGGACCUGGUUGGACAUGGAGCCUUCGCGGUGGUGUUCAAGGGGAGACACAGGAAGAAAACUGACUGGGAGGUGGCCAUCAAGAGCAUCAAUAAGAAGAACCUGUCCAAGUCCCAGAUCCUCCUGGGCAAGGAAAUCAAAAUCCUGAAGGAACUGCAGCAUGAAAACAUCGUGGCUCUUUAUGACGUUCAGGAAACUCCCAGCUCCGUUUUCCUGGUCAUGGAAUACUGCAACGGAGGGGAUCUUGCCGACUAUCUGCAAGCCAAAGGGACUCUGAGAGAGGACACACUGAGGGUCUUCCUCCAGCAGAUGGCCGCCGCCAUGCGCAUUCUCCACAGCAAAGGAAUCAUCCACCGUGACCUGAAGCCCCAGAACAUCCUGCUGUCAUACAUGGGCCGCAGGAAGUCCAACAUCAGCGCCAUCCGCAUCAAAAUCGCUGACUUUGGGUUUGCUCGGUACCUCCAGAACAACAUGAUGGCCGCCACACUCUGUGGCUCCCCCAUGUACAUGGCCCCAGAGGUCAUCAUGUCCCAGAACUAUGACGCCAAGGCUGACCUGUGGAGCAUCGGGACGGUUAUCUACCAGUGUCUGGUCGGGAAGCCUCCGUUCCAGGCCAACAGUCCGCAGGAUCUGAGGAUGCUUUAUGAGAAGAACAAGAACCUCCAGCCUGUAAUCCCGCGGGAGACGUCUCCUCAGCUCGGUGACCUGCUGCUCGGCCUGCUGCAGAGGAAUCAGAAGGAGCGGAUGGACUUUGACACGUUUUUCAGCCAUCCUUUCUUGGAACCAUCGUCCACAAUUAAAAAAUCGUGUCCAGUACCCGUCCCCAGCGUUGCCGCAGAAGGUUCCUGCAGCUCCUCUCCAUCCAUCCGCUACAGCUGCCCUCCUUCUCUUCCAGACAUGCAGACUCUGACUGAGGACGGUCUGUCAUCUCCUCCGAUGGGUCCGCCCAACUUCCUGCAGCUGUCCAAAGAGUCUGCAGGAAGCACCAGCAGCAAGAACUCCUCCUGUGACACAGAUGAUUUUGUUCUGGUUCCUAACUUCUCAACUGAGAGCUACGACCACCCAGCAGGAGCCGGCUGCCGCCCGUCCACUGACCUUUUCAUGUGUGGAGGGCAGCCGCAGCCCCCCCAGGGACAGGCGGCCAUGGUCUCCCCGCGGGCGGAAACCACCCCCAUUCCUGUUCCCACCCAGGUGCGCAACUACCAGCGGAUCAAGCAGAACCUGUCCAGCAGCCCAAGUUCUGCUGUCUACAGCUCCCCCAGGUCAGGAACCGUCAGGCGCUCCAACACCAGUCCUAUGGGCUUUCCAAAGGCGGGCUGCGGGUCUCCCAGUUCAGCUGAUGCCCCCCAGCCAGCGUGCCGGCGCCUCUCCACGGGCAGCUCCCGGCCCUACUCGCCCUCGCCUCUCGUGGGAACCAUCCCUGAGCAGCUGGGCCACUGCUGCUGCCAGAUGCAGAACCAGGAUCAUCGCAUCCGCUGCUCUGCAGGAGGUUCUCCGGUUCCCUCCUCUCAGCUUCUGGGCGCUCGGCUCCCAAGCGCUCCGACGCUGACGGAUUUCUACCAGACCCGGCAGAAGCUCCACAAGCAGCUGUCUGACCCCGUGCAGCCGUCCUGCUCCUCCUGCAGUCACUCCCCUCAGCUCGGCCGCCCAGCCAACCUGGGCUCCUCCCCCACCAAGCUGCUGGGGUCGUCGCCACGCAUGUCUGACUGGCUUCAGAAGUCGCCGCUGCCAACGAUCAUCGGUUCCCCCACCAAGACAAUUUCUGCCCCGUUCAAGAUCCCUAAAACUCAGGCGUCCUGCAACCUGAUGGCGCUGGCAGACAGCCCGCUUCCCAACAAGACGCUCGCAGACUGUCGGGACAUGUGCAGCCACCAUUGCAGCCCCUACCUGACGGGACGGGCUGCUGCCCCGGAGGCCAGCAGGACCUUUGGAAGGUCCGUCAGUACCGGCCGUCUGUCUGAACAACCGAUCAGAAUCACUCUGGGAGGACAAGCCUACCAGGGCAGCACCGACAGUCUGAACACUGAGCGGCCCAUGGACACAGCCCCCAGCGUGGCUCCAGGAAGAUCGGCGAGCCCCCGCACCGUCCUGUUCACGGUGGGCUCCCCGCCCAGCAGCAGCACCCCUCCCACAUGCAGCCACCUGGGAGCCCGGCCUCGGACCACCUCUGUGGGUUCCAACAGCUCGGCCGGUUCCUUGUGCUCCACCAGCGGUCGGGUGUGCGUGGGUUCCCCCCCAGGCAUGACCAUCGGAUCGUCUCCUCCAGGCAGUUUAGGAGCUGGCCAUUGUGCUGAUGGAGGGCCCAGCAGCCUGCGCUACCUUCCUUAUGGGACCUCCCCUCCUAGCAUGGAGGGGUUCAUCACCUUUGAAGCCCCGGAGCUGCCAGAGGAGACCCUGAUGGAGCGUGAGCACACCGACACCCUGAUGCACCUCCGGAUGAUGCUCUCCUUCACCGACUGCAUCCUGGAGAUGGCAGCGCUCCGAGCCGGGGGGGCGGAGCUCGGGAUGUCCGCCGCCUCCCUCUACCCCCCCCAGGACAGCGUGGUGGUGGACCAGAUCAGCCAGCUCAGUAAAGAGUGGGGGCAGGUGGAGCAGCUGGUGCUCUACAUGAAGGCAGCUCAGCUCCUCGCUUCCUCCCUCCAUCUGGCAAAGGCUCAGAUCAAAUCUGCUAAGUUGAAUCCUUCAACUGCAGUCAAGCAAGUGGUCAAGGGUUUGAACGAGCGCUACAAAAGCUGCAUCGCCUUCUGUCGCCACCUGACGGACAAACUCAACCACUUCUUCUCCGACAAGCAGCGCUUUGUGGAUGAGAUCAACAGCGUCACGGCCGAGAAGCUCAUCUACAACCACGCCGUGGAGAUUGUUCAGUCUGCAGCUCUGGAUGAGAUGUUUAAGCAAACGGAGGACAUCGCGUAUCGCUACAGCAAGGCUGCCAUGCUGCUGGAUGGCCUCUCCAAGAUCCUGCAGGAUCCUGCCGACGCCGACAACGUGCUCAAAUAUAAAGCCAGCGUGGAGCGCAGGAUCUCGUCUCUGUGCUACUGCACGGUCAGGCUGUACGAGUAGCAGCUGCACCCCAAACCACUGAGGGACCAGGACC
Molecule: messenger RNA, 3730 nt
Organism: Cyprinodon tularosa
Lineage: Eukaryota; Metazoa; Chordata; Actinopteri; Cyprinodontiformes; Cyprinodontidae
Gene: ulk2
Product: unc-51 like autophagy activating kinase 2
Exons: 27
Coding region: 604-3696 (1030 amino acids)
Biological process (GO): protein autophosphorylation; peptidyl-serine phosphorylation; positive regulation of autophagy
Cellular component (GO): autophagosome; cytoplasm
Molecular function (GO): ATP binding; protein serine/threonine kinase activity
Source: RefSeq, a predicted model, not a curated record